AUGCGUCUGACACCACUUCUCAGGCUCGUGCCCGGGGACGUUGUAAUUUUGUCCCAACCACCGACCUAUUCUUCGGCAUGUCCUUCUGCAGAUUCAAUAUUCAACCCCGGUGCAUCUCUCACUCUGCACCCGCCCCUGGACCUUAACACUCCACCGGCGUGUCGCGCGUAUUGUUGGGACGAGCCGUACUUCUCUGCGCUUGCGGAGAUCGAGGCCGCGGCGCAGAAGCACGGGUUCACGCUCGCCGAGGUCGCGCUCCGCUGA
Epithele typhae is the source of this 264-nucleotide messenger RNA. RefSeq lists its product as uncharacterized. The record is from RefSeq and is a predicted model, not a curated record. NCBI's taxonomy places the organism in Eukaryota, Fungi, Basidiomycota, Agaricomycetes, Polyporales, Epitheliaceae. The transcript is spliced from 2 exons. The coding region runs from base 1 to 264 and encodes 87 amino acids.